Molecule: messenger RNA, 1088 nt
Organism: Pectinophora gossypiella (pink bollworm)
Lineage: Eukaryota; Metazoa; Arthropoda; Insecta; Lepidoptera; Gelechiidae
Exons: 2
Coding region: 105-1073 (322 amino acids)
Molecular function (GO): zinc ion binding; nucleic acid binding; catalytic activity
Source: RefSeq, a predicted model, not a curated record
CUCAAUGGAAUAUAGUCGUUUCCUUUAUUUACCAGGUACCUAAACUAGUUUAUUAAAAUAUAAUCUUUAUCAAUUUCAGAAGUGGGAUACCUAAGAUUACCGCGAUGAAGACUAAACGUCGACGAGAGAGGUCAGAUAGUCCUGCAGAGCCAACGCGUAAAAGAUGGCGACCAUGGAGGCCUCACGAUUCAGGAUCAGAUUCCGGUUCUGGUGACACUGACGAAAACGACAGUAUACAUCCUGGUAAGCCCGUUCCUGUUAUUGUAGAAAGUGUUACGGCUAAGGCGGACAUCAUACCACUUUUUGAUCCCGAAGCCGACAUAUUUGCAGUUCAAUGGAUAAAUAAAAUUGAACAGUUGGGCGCAAUACAUAAUUGGACAGAUAAUAUGAAAUCGUAUUUUAUGCAGUCUAGACUAGCGGGCAUGGCUAGGAUUUGGCAUUCAUCUCUACCAUCCUACGAAUUAUCUUGGCAAGAAUGGAAAUCAGAAUUAUUGACAGCCUUCCCCAAAAACAUCGAUUUUGUAGAGUCUCUCCGAGAAAUGCUGUCCAGGAGGAAACUGGCCUCUGAGAGUAUGACCCAAUAUUUUUACAACAAGAAUGCUAUGUUGACAAAACUUGAAAUUUUGGGUGAUAAGGCAGUCGCAUGUUUAAUUGAUGGCUUACCAGUCCACAUGCGAGCGCCAGCAAGAGCCGGUAACUUCAGGACACCAAGCGAACUAUAUGCUAAAUUCUUAACCGUUAUGGAAGAAGUAAAGCCGAAAUUGCUACCUCCAAGUCGUCCAGUGUUUCCAAAAGCAGAUGAACGAGCUGAAACGAGAGAUAGUAGAAAACUUGUCUGUUUUUUGUGCCAAGAAUCAGGUCAUACUGUACGCAGGUGUCCUAGAAACAACAGGCCACCGUGUACACAUUGUAAGAAGCUAGGUCAUUCACCAGAGCGGUGUUGGUUUAAUCCCAGCAAUACCACGAACUCCACUUCGUCAGCGCUAACAUCUGCAGUGCCCAGGAAGGAAGCGGUCAAUCUGUUAUCAGAGGUAGCGAAGCCACGUGAGACGGGAGACAUCAACAGAAACUAACAACACCGAAAUCGG